AUGAAGAGGAAGAUGCUGAAAAAAGACGAUUCUGACACAGAAGAUUCCGAGACGCCUUUCAGUAGCAACAAGCAGGAUUUGAGGCGCAAAGUCCAUUAUGCGCGCGCUAGCGACCCAGACUUCCUAUCUGACCCGCGACCCUACAAGAAGCGCAUUGAGCAUGCCGGCUACCACAGGUCUAUCUUGCAGCGCAACCCUCCGCGAUACGAUCCGGACGGCGAUAUUGUCGAAGUCGACGACGAAUACGAGGACGAGGAGGACGUGGAGCCUGUCGAAGAGAAUCCAUAUGGUAACAUACAGCUGGAGAGUCUUCUUGCGCCGCUCACCUCUGCCGCCGACCUACCCAACCAUCCUGCCCUGAGCGUGGCAUACUCCUCUCGACACCUCACGGAACUCGCGAACGAAGCCGGCGCUCUCUCGCGAAAAGAGCACGUCACCAACGCGCGGGCAAAGACUUUGUUCGUAAAGCUUCAGGGCGACUCUACAUUUGCGCCAGAUGCUCUGUCGGCUAUGGGCAGAGCGCCCUUCCAAGAGUCGUGGAUCGAUGGCGCAAACGGACACGCGGAAGAAGAAGAGCAGCAACAGCAAACUCAUGAUGCUGAAAUGCAGGAUACCUCGGAAAGUCCCCAUGACGUAGACAUGGAGGAUGCAGGUCAGCCAAAUGGCACUAGCCGAGAGACCGAGACCAACGGCGAGAAGGUCAAUGGCGCACAUCCUGUAACAAACGGAACCCACAUUGGGGACGCAGAGCAAGCGCAAGAGAACGGAGAAGGAACACCCGACGAUGCGUCUGAUACCGCGUCGCAACAGACGGCGCAUCGGAUGACGACUCGAAGACGAGCUCAGGCGGCAGCCUCCACCCCUUCCCCACCUCAUUCCCCUUUGAGCGGUGUUGGCGCAAUACAUCCUCACUUUAUACACCCCUCAGACUCACUGCCGGAUCGCGACUUUGGUCUCCCACCCAGCGAGGCCGAGGAAACGCGCAUGCUUCUCAUGGCUUAUGUACAAAAGCAGGAGGAGGUUGCACGCAUAACCUCAGAUCUGUAUCAAGGUCUAUUGCAAGCCGACCGCAUGCGGCAAGAUGUUUAUAAAUGGUCCAAAGCGGAAGCACAUGUAGGAGAAAUGAGCGAUGGCGAGGACUGGUAUGACAAUGAAGAGUGGGGUCUCGAACAGGAUCUUGCCAAGGGCCGGGACGAAGAGGAAGAUGAUACAGCUGUGGCUGGCAAGAAGAGUACAAGACAACGGCGGAAGCCUGACAAGGAUGACCGGUACCCAUCGGAAGACUACAAGACGUCAGUACUCAGUGGCCUGAGUCCGACGAUCAUCAUGGAAUGUGCGAGCCGCGCUUUGGCUUUCCAUAGCUAUCAGACAUCACAAGAAAUCAUAUAUCAAGAGCAUCUCGCGAAGGGCUUGACUGACAAGUACGAUACGCUCAGCCAACAGAUGGAUCAGCUCAUCCAUGAUGCAAAUGCGCAGAUCAAGGCAUUGCAGGACAAGAUGCAGGCUAUGCAAGCCGAACAAGAGGCUCUCGAAACCAAGAACUUUGAACUUGCGAAAGCUUAUAAAGAAAAGACCAUAGCGCAUCAACGAGUCCAGAAUCACUACCAAGCACUGAAAGGGCAGGUCAACUUGACCCACGUAGCCCGGGCCGCUGGUAACGAAGCCGCGCAUACGCUCCAGAAUGCUCGAGGAGAUCGUUUCAUUGACCGUCUUCCCGGCACACGGACGGGAACGGCCAACUAUAGUCAGAUGAACAUGUCCCACCAAGUUGGCGGCGGCAGGAUGCACAACAGGGAUUUCAGCAGGAGUUCUGAGAAUAGUGGACGGCUUCAGCAGAGUAGUAUCCACAUCGGGGCCCCAUUGAAUCCAUCAUUGCAAAGACGGGUUCUAGGUGGCAGGAACAAUAUUGGUCAUUCUGCUCCAGUCGGGACGCCUUCACAAGCCCAUAGAAGUCAACUUCCGGUCCUUGGUGGUUCACGUCAGCCCCCAUAUUUGAGCCAAGAUAUCGAUUCCUCAUACCACAACUCGCCUGUCCCCAGACAGCCUGUUGCCAGUGGUCUUGGUCCGCGAGGCUUGGGCAACUUUUCGCUUGGAGCAACGUCAUCAAGGAGGGCUGGCGGUGCUAACAACAUUGGGCCGCUAGGACGCUAA
This is a messenger RNA of Alternaria postmessia, 2151 nucleotides long. RefSeq lists its product as uncharacterized. Gene Ontology annotation, cellular component: Rpd3L complex; cytosol. The record is from RefSeq and is a predicted model, not a curated record. The transcript has 6 exons. Gene Ontology annotation, biological process: negative regulation of rDNA heterochromatin formation; negative regulation of silent mating-type cassette heterochromatin formation. The coding region runs from base 1 to 2151 and encodes 716 amino acids. Lineage: Eukaryota; Fungi; Ascomycota; Dothideomycetes; Pleosporales; Pleosporaceae.